AUGGCUGCAAUGGGUCCGACCGGGCUCGGCAAUGCCAACGGCACCGACAGCUACAUUGCCUCUCACCAACCUACCAAUCGCGAUGAAACCGCCCCUCACACCACCGCCAACUCGGAAACCCCAUCCGCCGAAGACUCGUCCGACCGCCAUGUCGACGUCGCUUCCGCAGAAAGACAGUUUAACGAGCUCGCUCGUCAGCUCUCUUCCAACCAAGGAAAGGAUUCCGAUCUAGAGAAGCACCAGCCCUUCGAUCUCAAGGAGUGGCUCUCGGGUACCAUGGACCAGGCUGACCAGAUGGGCAACAAACGAAAGAAGCUCGGCGUAUCCUGGUCCGACCUCCAAGUCAUCGGUACCGCGUCUCGUGAUCUCAACGUACCAACCAUCCCAUCCAUGGCCUUGUUCGAAGUCAUCGGUCCCAUCUUUAGCAUCCUCAAGAUCUUCGGCAUCGAUCCCGCCAAGAGCAAAACCCGAGAUCUCUUGCAAAACUUCAACGGCUGCGCAAAACCUGGCGAAAUGGUCCUCGUCAUCGGUAGACCCAACUCUGGCUGCUCCACUUUCCUCAAGACCAUCGCCAACAAACGCAACGGCUUCAUCGACACCAAAGGUGAUGUCCACUACGGUGGCAUCCCCGCCAAGGAAAUGGGCAAAAGGUAUCUCGGCGAAGUCGUCUACUCGGAGGAAGAUGAUCAACACCACGCAACCUUGACCGUUGCCAGGACCAUCGACUUUGCUCUGCGUCUCAAGGCGCACGCCAAGAUGCUCCCCGAUCACACAAAGCAGUCCUACCGCAAGAUGAUCAGAGACACCUUCCUCAAGAUGGUGAACAUCGAACACACAAAGCACACCCUCGUCGGAAGCGCCACCGUACGAGGUGUAUCUGGUGGUGAGCGUAAGCGUGUCUCCAUCCUCGAAGGCUUGGCUUCCGGUGCCAGUGUCUUUUCUUGGGACAACUCCACUCGUGGUUUGGACGCAAGUACCGCUCUCGACUACGUCAAGAGCAUGCGUGUCUUGACCGAUCUCUUGGAAGCCACCAUGUUUGUCUCGCUCUACCAGGCCUCCGAAGGUAUCUGGGAGCAGUUCGACAAGGUCUUGGUCAUCGAGGAAGGUAGGUGUGUAUACUUUGGUCCUAGGACUGAAGCAAGGCAGUACUUUAUCAACCUCGGUUUCGCAGACCGUCCUCGUCAGACCUCGGCCGAUUACAUCACCGGUUGCACCGACAAGUACGAACGCAUCUUCCAGGAGGGUCGCGACGAGAACAGCGUACCCAGCACCCCGGAGGCUCUUGAGGAAGCCUACCGCAAGUCUCGAUUCUACACCGCCGCCAUCGAAGAGCGCGAGGCUUUCGACAAGACCGCCACCUCGGACGCCCAGGCAACCCAGGACUUCAAGCAGGCCGUCGUCGAAUCCAAGCAUCGAGGCGUACGAACCAAGUCGCAGUACACGGUCUCGUACGCAUCCCAGGUCAAGGCGCUCUGGUUGCGCCAGAUGCAGAUGAUCCUCGGUGACAAGUUCGACAUUUUCAUGUCCUACGUCACCGCCAUCGUCAUCGCCGUCUUGACCGGAGGUAUCUUCUUCAACCUGCCUACCACCUCGGCGGGUGUCUUCACCAGAGGUGGUUGUCUCUUCAUCCUCCUGCUCUUCAACUCGCUCACCGCUUUCGCAGAGCUGCCUACGCAGAUGAUGGGAAGGCCCAUCUUGGCUAGGCAGACCAGCUUUGCUUUCUACCGUCCCUCGGCGUUGACGUUGGCGCAGCUGUUGGCCGAUCUGCCCUUCGGUGUCCCGCGUGCAACGCUGUUCGUCAUCAUCCUCUACUUUAUGGCUGGACUGGAACGAAGCGCAGGCGCCUUCUUCAUCGCCUGGAUCAUCGUGCUGAUCGCCUACUACGCCUUCCGUGCGCUGUUCGGCUUCUUUGGUGCCAUCACCACCAACUUUUACUCGGCUGCCAGAUUGGCUGCCAUCGUCAUGUCGAUGCUGGUCCUCUGGGCAGGAUACGUUAUCCCUCAGGCUGCCAUGCGAAGGUGGCUCUUCUGGAUCUCGUACAUCAACCCCGUGUUUUACGCUUUCGAGGCUCUGAUGAUUAACGAAUUCAAGAGGAUCACGUUUACAUGCGAAGGUGCCCAGAUCAUCCCUUCGGGACCUACCUACCCGACGCAGUUGACCGACAACCAGAUCUGCACGCUGGCAGGCGCCACGCCCGGAACCAACCAGAUCCCCGGUAUCGACUACCUGACCGCUAGCUUUGGAUACCAGGCGAGCCACCUCGGGCGCAACAUCGGCAUCCUGAUCGCCUUCCUGGUCGGAUUUGUCGUUAUCACCGCGAUCGUUGUCGAAUCGAUGGACCAGGGAGCCUUUGCUUCCGCCAUGGUUGUCAAGAAACCGCCCAACGCCGAGGAGAAGAAGCUCAACCAGAUGCUGCAGGAUCGCAAGUCCGGCGCCACUGAAAAGACCGAAGCCAAACUGGAGGUGUACGGUCAGGCUUUCACGUGGUCCAACCUGGAGUACACUGUACCCGUUCAAGGUGGACACCGCAAGCUGCUCGACAAGGUGUACGGAUACGUCAAGCCCGGACAGAUGACGGCGCUGAUGGGAUCGAGUGGUGCGGGCAAAACGACGCUGCUGGAUGUGCUGGCUGACCGAAAGACGAUCGGUGUGAUUGCCGGUGACAGGUUGAUCGAAGGCAAGCCCAUCGAUGUUUCGUUCCAGAGGCAGUGCGGUUAUGCGGAGCAGCAGGACAUCCACGAGCCUAUGUGCAGCGUUCGCGAAGCUCUGCGCUUCUCUGCCUACCUCCGACAGAGCCACGACAUCCCGCAAUCCGAAAAGGACCAGUACGUCGAGGACAUUAUCGAGCUGCUGGAGCUGUCCGACAUUGCCGACGCCAUCAUCGGCUACCCUGGAUUUGGUUUGGGCGUCGGCGACCGCAAGAGGGUCACGAUCGGUGUCGAACUCGCGGCCAAACCAUCGAUGCUGUUGUUCUUGGACGAACCCACCUCGGGACUGGACGGUCAAUCGGCGUUUACCAUCUGCCGACUGCUUCGCAAGCUCGCCGACAACGGUCAGACGAUCCUUUGCACCAUCCACCAGCCCUCGGCUCUGCUGUUCGAGACGUUUGAUCGAUUGCUGCUGCUGGAGCGCGGUGGAAAGACAGUCUACUCGGGACCGAUUGGUAAGGAUGGAAAGCACGUUAUCGACUACUUCGCUGCUCGCGGAGCACAGUGCCCGCCAGGAGUGAACCCGGCCGAGUUCAUGCUGGAUGCAAUUGGAGCGGGUAGUCAGCCUCGUGUGGGCGACCGUGACUGGGCCGAUUGGUACUUGGAAUCCGACGAUCACCAGGACAACCUGCGCAUGAUCGAGCAGAUCAACAGCGAAGGAGCCGCCAAACCCAAGGCGGAGCAACGUCAGACGGAAUACGCCGCACCCUGGACCUACCAGUUCAAGGUGGUGCUCAAGAGGACCAUGCUGAGCACGUGGAGGCAGCCGGCUUACCAGUACACUCGAUUCUUCCAACACCUUGCUUUCGCUCUGUUGACCGGAUUGCUGUUCUUGCAGCUGGGCAACAACGUGGCUUCGUUGCAGUACCGACUGUUCGUGAUCUUCAUGCUGGCCAUUAUCCCUGCGAUCAUCAUGGCGCAGAUCAUGCCGUUCUGGAUCAUGUCGAGGUCGAUCUGGAUCCGCGAAGAGACGUCCAAGACGUUUGCAGGAACCGUGUUCGCCGCCACGCAACUCAUCUCGGAGGUGCCAUACGCGUUGGUGUGCGGAACGGUGUUCUUCGUGCUGAUCUACUACCUCGCUGGUUUCAACUCUGACUCGAGCCGAGCCGGGUACUUCUGGAUCAUGACGUUCCUGCUCGAGAUGUUUGCGAUCUCGAUCGGAACGAUGGUGGCCUCCUUCUCCAAGUCGGCCUACUUUGCGUCGUUGUUCGUGCCGUUCCUCACGAUCGUGCUCAACCUGACGUGCGGUAUCCUGUCGCCGCCGCAGAGCAUGUCGAGUUCGCUGUACAGCAAGUUCCUGUACAACGUCAACCCGAUCCGCUUUACGAUUUCGCCGCUGAUCGCCAACGAGCUGUCGGGCUUGACGAUCGAGUGCGCGAACAACGAGUUCUCCAGGUUCUCGCCACCCGCGGGUCAGACGUGCGAAGCCUGGGCCGGUCCGUACAUCGCCCAGGCGGGCGGAUACCUGGCCAACCCGCAGGCGAUGGCGGAUUGCAUGUACUGCACCUACCGAAGCGGCGAGGAGUUCUACAGGGCAUUCGGCAUCACCUUCGGCGAGAGAGGUAGGGAUGCAGGUAUCCUGGUUGCCUUUGUGGUUUUCAACUGCAUGGCUACGAUCCUGUUCACCAAGAUCUUCCACUUCAGCAACCGUUAA
Messenger RNA from Pseudozyma hubeiensis SY62, 4362 nucleotides. Its product is annotated as ABC drug exporter AtrF. Gene Ontology annotation, cellular component: membrane. Bases 1 to 4362 code for a protein of 1453 amino acids. The record is from RefSeq and is a predicted model, not a curated record. Lineage: Eukaryota; Fungi; Basidiomycota; Ustilaginomycetes; Ustilaginales; Ustilaginaceae. The transcript has a single exon. Gene Ontology annotation, biological process: transmembrane transport. Gene Ontology annotation, molecular function: ABC-type transporter activity; ATP binding; ATP hydrolysis activity.